Molecule: messenger RNA, 1443 nt
Organism: Purpureocillium takamizusanense
Lineage: Eukaryota; Fungi; Ascomycota; Sordariomycetes; Hypocreales; Ophiocordycipitaceae
Product: Methylglutaconyl-CoA hydratase
Exons: 2
Coding region: 179-1216 (345 amino acids)
Biological process (GO): fatty acid beta-oxidation
Cellular component (GO): mitochondrion
Molecular function (GO): enoyl-CoA hydratase activity
Source: RefSeq, a predicted model, not a curated record
CGCUGCUGCUCCGGCGCCAACAACACCGAACCGACAACGACGACCGUCCUGCGCCGUCCUCUACACGCACAUCCGGCGCAAACCUCCCCCAACCUAACUUUUGUCUUUCAACCCUCCAUCACCUAAUCCUCCUCACGAACAAAUCCUUCCAUCACCUGUCCGCCCACCCACACACAUCAUGGCCGCCGCCGCGUCCCCCCGCGCCGCGCUCCUCCUCCUCUCCCCCUCCCGCUCCCGCGCCGCCGCCACGCGCUCCCUCUUCCUCCUCCGCCGCUCCUACUCCGCCUCUACUUCCUCCUCCUCCUCCACGGAGCCGCUCAUCCGCGUCACCAACCUCCCCGCCGCCGGCUCCGGCCACAUCCGCGUCCUCGAGCUCAACCGCCCCUCGGCCCGCAACGCCAUCUCCAAGGCCCUGCUCGCCUCCCUGCGCGCCGAGGUUGACGACAUCCAUGCCCAGUACGACGCCGCCUCCGGGCGCGAACUGAAACACGGCGGCGGUGACGCGCAGCAGUUGGGUCCCACGCGCGCCCUCGUCCUCGCCAGCGCCGUCGACAAUUGCUUCUGCGCUGGCGCGGACCUCAAGGAGCGCCGGGGCUUUACGCCGCAAGAGACCGCCGACUUCCUCACCAACCUCAACGCCACCUUCACCUCCCUCGCCGACCUCCCCGUCCCCUCCAUCUCCGCCAUCUCCUCCCUCGCCCUCGGCGGCGGCCUCGAGCUCGCCCUCGCCACGCACUUCCGCGUCCUCACCUCCAACGCCACCGUCGGCCUCCCCGAGACCCGCCUCGCCAUCCUCCCCGGCGCCGGCGGCACCUACCGCCUCCCCGCCGUCGUAGGCCUCGCCCGCGCCCGCGACCUCGUCCUCACCGGCCGCCGCGUCGCCGCCCCAGAGGCCUACUUCAUCGGCAUCGCGGACCGCCUCGUCGAGGUUGUGCCCCCCGAGGACGAGCGGGACGCCGCCGGGGCCGCGGCCCCCGACGCGGGUGCCAAGAUCCUCCAGGUCGCGCGCAGGGCCGCUCUGUCCGAGGCCGUGCGCCUCGCCCAGGAGAUUUGCGAGGGCGGGCCCGUCGCCGUCAGGGCUGCCCUGCAGGCCGUCGCGUGGGCGCGCCCCGAGAAGGAGGCCGAGAUGUACCAGCGCGUUGUCGACACCGAGGACCGGAACGAGGCCCUCAAGGCCUUCCAGGAGAAGCGGAAGCCCGUCUUCAAGGGUAGGUAGACACACGAGGAGGUAGAACAAUAAACAUAAUGGCAUGAGAUCACGGGCCCCCAUUCGCAUCAGAGGUUCAAGGCGUGGGAUCGUAAUAACAGGCCGUCUACUUGCAAACCUCUACUCGGCUGACUCUAAACGCCGACUCGCCUCAUCGUAUCCGUGCAUGCUGUCCGUGUUUAACGCCCAACGAGCCCGCUCGCUCAAAAGUCCCUGAUGCGAUACCAAACGCGCAU